CGAAUUAAAGGAUCCCCACAGCAUCUACUACUGUUAAGCCGGAAGAAAAAUCAAGCGAGCUUCUCCACCUUCUCCGUUACAUGCAGCGCCGCCGCUGACUCAGCACCACUGAGAAUUUCCCGGCGGCUGCCACCUCCGGCGGUACGGUUGCGGUCCUCUACACUAGUUUAAUUCAUUUUUGGUGUUAUUCAGAGUGAGAAAUGGGUUCUAGCCCUAACGUGGCCUCCGCCGCCUCCGGCGGCGGCGGUUGGCGGUGGCACAAGGGCAAUAGCAGCAUUGGCGGCAACAGGAAUGGGAGCGGAAACGGAAAAAACGAGCGGUGCGUUUUGUCGUCAACUUUUGCGUAUUUCGUGUUUUCGUUUGUUGUUUUGGGGUCGAUUGGGAGUUUGUACGGGAGGUAUAUGCUCGCCGCUAACGUGCGCACGGGGAUCGCGGCGCAGGGUUGCGAAGCCGACAGUGAGGGAUCAUGGGCUGUAGGCGUCUACUAUGGAGAUUCCCCUUUCUCUCUCAAACCAAUCGAAGCUGUGAAUGUAUGGAAGGACAAGAGUGCAGCAUGGCCUGUUGCUAAUCCAGUGAUCACUUGCGCCUCUCUUUCCGAUGCUGGCUUCCCCAGUAACUUUGUUGCUGAUCCUUUUCUUUAUCAGCAGGGUGAUACUCUUUACAUGUUUUACGAGACAAAAAAUACAAUUACAAAGCAAGGCGAUAUUGGAGUUGCACAAAGUACAGACAAGGGAGCAACUUGGCGACAGUUGGGUAUUGCUCUCGAUGAAGAUUGGCAUCUUUCCUAUCCAUACGUCUUCGAAUACAACGGAAAUAUUUACAUGAUGCCAGAGGGCAGCAAGAAAGGAGACCUCCGUCUUUACGUUGCAACUGAUUUCCCCUUAAAAUGGACACUAGACAAGAUUAUCAUGCAAAAGCCACUCAUUGAUUCUUUCAUAAUCCCACACGAGGGAAGGUUCUUUCUUUUCGGCUCGGACCACAGCGAAAUCGGUACCAAGAAAAACGGACAGCUGGCGAUUUGGCACAGCGACUCGCCUCUCGGCCCUUGGAAACCCCACAGGAAGAAUCCAAUAUACAACACAGACAAAGCCAUGGGAGCCCGUAAUGGCGGAAGACCAUUUGUCUACAAAGGUCAACUUUAUCGUACCGGUCAAGACUGCGGAGAGACGUACGGGCGUAGGAUCCGCGUCUUCAAAGUCAAAGUGUUGACCGAGACAAUCGAGUAUGAAGAAACCGAGGUCCCGUUUGACUUUGGAGGAGAGUCAAUGAAGGGAAGGAAUUCUUGGAAUGGGGCCCGCACCCACCACUUAGACGUGCAGCAGCUGAAUACGGGCGAGUGGAUUGCUGUCCUAGACGGGGACCGCGUGCCAUCUGGCGAUGCUGUUCGUAGAUUCCUUGUGGGGUCCGCUUCGGUUUCUGCUGUCGCUGCAUUGGUAGUACUUUUCGGAAUGUUCGUCGGUGUUGUCAAAUGUCUAGUACCUUUGAGUUGGUGCCCUCACAAUAUGGAGAAGAGAAGCGACACUUUCUUGGUUUACGAGAGACCGCCGAAGCUAACUUCCAAGCUGAGGCUCAUAUGCAGCCGUUUGAACCGAACGUGCUCGUUUCUCCAUUCGAAAAUAAGGCCGAAAACUUGCACGGGGAGCAUUGUGCUCAUUUUAACGAUCUUAAUAGCGGUGGCGCUAACAUGCACCGCAGUCACGUAUCUAUACGGUGGGAGCGGUGCGGAGGAGCCGUACCCUUUGAACGGCCACCACUCGCAGUUCACUAUGUUAACAAUGACUUACGAUGCUCGUUUAUGGAAUCUUAAAAUGUACGUGAAGCACUACUCGAGAUGCUCGUCCGUGCGUGAGAUAGUCGUGGUGUGGAAUAAAGGGGCGCCCCCAAAGCCGAGCGACUUCGAUUCGGCCGUGCCCGUUAGAAUACGGGUGGAGGCAAAGAACUCGCUCAACAACCGGUUUCGGGUCGACCCUUCAAUCAAGACACGAGCAGUUCUCGAGCUGGACGACGACAUCAUGAUGACGUGCGGCGACAUCGAGCGUGGAUUCAGGGUGUGGCGGGAGAACCCUGACCGGCUCGUCGGGUUCUACCCGCGGCUCGUAAACGGGUCGCCCCGUUUGAAGUACCGAGGCGAGAGGCACGCGCGCAGGCACAACGGGUACAAUGUGAUUCUAACGGGGGCCGCUUUUAUGGACGGACAGGUGGCGUUCGAGAGGUACUGGAGCGAUGAGGUAGCGCAGGGUCGGGCGUUGGUUGAUGAAUAUUUCAACUGCGAGGAUGUGUUGAUGAAUUAUUUGUACGCAAACUCGAGUAGUGCUUCUUCUUCGUCUUCGAAGAGUGCGGUUGAGUAUGUGAGGCCUACGUGGGCCAUAGAUACGUCGAAAUUCUCGGGAGUCGCGAUUAGUAGGAACACGCAGGCUCACUAUGGAGUGAGAAGCAAUUGCCUGAUGAAGUUUGCUGAAAUGUAUGGGAGUUUGGUUCACAGGAAGUUGGAUUUUAAUAGGAGGAGAGAUGGAUGGGAUUUAUAGUGAAGAAACAAAAAUGGAGUUUGUAAAGGUGACAACUUUGUAGUUUUUUGUUUGACUUUCUUUUUUCUUUUUUUUUGGUUUAUGCAAAUCCAGAACUUUGACCUCCAGCUGUGAAUUUUGAUUGGGAGGGACGUUUUGACCUCAAAAUAGCAUUUGGUUUAUUUAAAUUGGAAAAAUGGGAUUUAUUUAUU
Messenger RNA from Erythranthe guttata (spotted monkey flower), 2716 nucleotides. The record is from RefSeq and is a predicted model, not a curated record. Lineage: Eukaryota; Viridiplantae; Streptophyta; Magnoliopsida; Lamiales; Phrymaceae.